UGAUAGAAGCAUUUGAAAUGAAAUGCAGCGUCUCUACUUGGUUAGAUCUCGUACGCAGUUCCACAGCCAAAAGAGAGAAGAAGAAGAAGACGAAGAAGAAGUCCAGCGCAAUUGAAGCCCUAGUUUAAUCCACAAUUGCCAUCAAGAUCGAGUACAUCUGUAUUUCCUUUCUAUAAUUUCAGGGAGUAGAUUAAGCGGUUUCAUAAAAUGCAGCGCGCUCCACCUACAAUUGAGGAACAGUUGAUAUUGAAAGCAAUCAAGGAAGAAUGCCCGUGGGAGAGUCUCCCCAAACGACUUCAAGCAACGCUGUCUUCUAAAGAGGAAUGGCAUAGAAGGAUUAUUGAACAUUGCAUAAAGAAAAGACUCCAAUGGAACACUUGUUUUGUUCGCAAAGUAUGCAGAGAAAGUGAAUAUUAUGAAGAUAUGAUGCGUUACUUGCGAAAGAAUCUAGCGCUAUUUCCCUAUCACCUCGCGGAGUAUGUUUGCCGUGUAAUGAGGAUUUCACCUUUCAGAUAUUACUGUGAUAUGAUAUUCGAGGUUAUGAAAAAUGAGCAACCUUAUGACAGCAUCCCAAAUUUCAGUGCUGCUGAUGCUUUGCGGCUUACAGGAAUAGGGAGAAAUGAAUUCAUUGAUAUCAUGAACAAGUGCAGAUCUAAGAAAAUUAUGUGGAAGCUGAACAAGUCAAUUGCAAAAGAACUGUUACCGACACAGCCUGUAGAUUUCAUAAUUGAACCAUGGUGGGGAGUUUGUCUUGUGAACUUUACUCUAGAAGAAUUCAAGAAACUCUCAGAAGAAGAAACGGCAACCAUUGAUAAAGUCUGUAAGGAGGAAGGAAAUUCAUUUAUUUUGUUCGAUCCUGACAUUGUAAAGGGUCUCUAUAAACGGGGUUUGACCUACUUCGAUGUCCCCGUUUAUCCUGAUGACCGUUUUAAAGUUUCCAGGCUUGAAGGGUUUGUUUCCAACAGGGAGCAGUCCUAUGAAGAUCCUAUUGAGGAGUUACUGUAUGCAGUUUUUGUUGUUUCAAGUGAGAAUGCGACUGUUGCUGAAUUGGCAGCAACGCUACAGGCUGACCUUUUGCAGCUGCAGGCUGCUGCAUCUUUUGCAUGUCGAUUGGGAUGGGCAGUAAAAGUAAUUGAUCCAGCAUCAAUUCUUCAAGAUGCAAGCAUACCUGGCUCUCCUAGAACCACUCUUAGUGAUGAAGAUGCUUCUCGUGCUAUUCUAAGCUCAGCAAACAUGUUCAUUGAUGGUGAUGCUGCUCAACAAGGAGAUGUUUCAGGGACAGAAAACUACGGGCCCAGUUCUUCCCAUACUCGUGUUGCUUUUGUAGUUGAUGCUAAUAUAACAUCCUAUCUUAUGAUGGGGUCUGUUUCACCAGGCUUAAAGUCCCAUGCUGUAACGCUAUAUGAAGUGGGAAAGUUGGGUCAUGCUAGCAUUGCUGAUCUUUGCAAGGAUCUGAGUACAUUAGAGGGAACAAAAUUUGAGGGAGAAUUGCAGGAAUUUGCAAAUCAUGCGUUCAGCCUCCGUUGUGUUUUGGAAUGUCUACAAUCUGGAGGAGUUGCUACUGAUGUCAAAGCAGAAGAAGUUUGCAAUAAGAUGGGUAUGUAUGCUUCAAGCAAUGAUGAGGCCACUUUGAUAGCUGACAUCACUUUGACGGACAAACCAGGAAAUUCUGAUAUAAAAGAACCUUGGCUGGAUAAAGAUGAAUCGGCUAGUUCUGGGAUGCAUCUUGAGGGUUCUGUUUUGACUGAAUCUGCUUGUGGAAGUAAUGGUGAUGAAAUAUUUUCUGCUAUUUCAUCAGAAGACAAGAAUUGCUCAAGCGACGUAUCUGAAUCAGAUUCAAAUUUGCAGAAUGAUGAGAAACCGAUUCUGGUUGAAGGGUCAAACACUGGAAGAGAUCCAUUGAGGAGGAGAAAAAAAUAUCGUGUGGAUAUUCUGCGCUGUGAAAGCUUGGCUUCUCUUGCACCAGCUACUUUAGACAGGUUGUUUCAUCGUGACUAUGACAUUGUUGUGUCCAUGGUUCCUCUUCCUCCCUCAUCAAUUCUUCCUGGACCAACCGGUCCCAUAAAUUUUGGUCCUCCCUCUUAUUCAUCAAUGACACCAUGGAUGAAAUUGGUACUAUAUUCAACCGUGGCAAGUGGGCCUCUAUCAGUUGUUCUCAUGAAAGGACAAUGUCUCCGCUUGCUUCCUGCACCAUUGGCUGGUUGUGAGAAAGCGCUUAUAUGGUCUUGGGAUGGUUCUACCAUUGGAGGACUGGGAGGGAAGUUUGAAGGAAGUUUAGUCAAAGGAAGUAUACUUUUACAUUGUUUAAAUUCACUUCUUAAAUACUCAGCUGUGCUAGUGCAGCCUCUCAGCAGGUAUGAUCUUGAUAAAUCUGGAAGAAUCAUGACUAUGGACAUUCCGUUGCCUAUAAAGAAUUCUGAUGGUUCAAUUGCUCGUAUAGGGAAGGAAUUGGGACUGUGUGAAGAGGAAAGUUUGAAACUUAACUCUCUGUUAACUGAUUUGGCAAACAAGAUAGAGUUGUGGACAGUUGGUUACAUUCGCCUAUUAAAACUUUUUAAAGAAAGAGAAUCAGACCGCUUUUCUGCUGAUGAUGAAAAGUAUGAAUGGGUCCCAUUGAGUGUAGAAUUUGGGAUGCCACUUUUUAGUCCAAAAUUGUGUAACAACAUAUGUAAAAGGGUGGUAUCAUCGCAAUUACUUCAAACAGAUUCACUUAGUGAGCAUCAUGAAGCAAUGCAAAGUUUGAGAAAAAAGUUACGUGAUGUUUGUGCAGAGUACCAAGCAUUAGGUCCUGCUGCAAAACUUCUUUACCAGAAAGAGCAAUCAAAGGACUCAUCUCGGCAACUCAUGAACUAUGCCAGUGGAAGAUGGAAUCCGCUUGUUGACCCUUCUUCUCCCAUUUCUGGAGCCUUGAGUGGGCAUCAGAGACUAAAACUUGCUAAUCGGCAUCGUUGCCGGACUGAAGUUUUGAGCUUUGAUGGUAGCAUUCUUAGAUCAUAUGCGCUAACUCCUGUCUAUGAGGCUGUGACAAGGCCCAUUGAAGAAGCCCCUCCUGCGAGUUCAGUAAAAGUUGAACCAGAUGAAGCGAAUAGCAGAGAAGUAAUCCUUCCUGGUGUUAAUCUUCUUUUUGACGGUUCUGAGUUGCACCCCUUCGAUAUAGGUGCCUGUAUGCAGGCUCGUCAACCUGUCUCCUUAAUAGCAGAGGCUGCCGUGGCCUCUGCAUAUGCUCCUCCAAAAUAGGGCUUCUUAUGCUGCAAUCUUGCUCUGGUAAUUAGAAGAAUUUGUUCCAAUGCUAGCAAUUAGCGAUUAUCAUGUCCAUGGUCAUUGAGUACAGGCUUCCACCAGGGUCCAAGGUGGCUUUUUCCAUUCAACACUUCGCCAAAAUCAUGGUACUUCAGGUUACUAUGUACAGUAGGAGAAAGUUAUGGUUUGUCAAUAGAUCUUUCCGAAAUUGGGACAUGGUGCCAGUGUUGCUGCUAUAUGGUUCAUUCAUUUAUAGCUCAAUUUUCAAUAAUAAAUUCUCCCUACCUCAAGCUGCAUUUAGCUUUUUGAUUUGAUAUUUUAUGGUGGUUCACAAUUGUAGAGGAAAAAGUUCUGUAUGAUGCGGUAAAAACUAUCAACAGGUCGUGAUUAUUUUGGAGAAAGCAUAGUGUACUUCAAAUCGU
Molecule: messenger RNA, 3662 nt
Organism: Alnus glutinosa
Lineage: Eukaryota; Viridiplantae; Streptophyta; Magnoliopsida; Fagales; Betulaceae
Exons: 12
Coding region: 208-3237 (1009 amino acids)
Source: RefSeq, a predicted model, not a curated record